CUCUGGUAUGCCUGAACGUGGAUCAGCGCAAAGCAGUUAUCUGCCGGAACGUGGAUCCACGCUCUCCGACCAGCAGACAAUUUUUUAUAAUUUUCUCUCAUAAAAACGAUGCAGAAGUGUCAAAAUCGCUUGCGUCCUUGAAUGAAUGAAUGUACCAAAUUCUCUUAUACCUGUCUUUAGUUCAGAAACUUGUUCAUUCGUGUCACUGAAUACUCGACUUCGUUGAGAACUAAGUGUUUGAUUUUUUGUAAUUACUGGACACAGUGAGUAUAUUUUUGUGUUAUUUCAAUAAUUUCUUUCAUUUAGAAUAGUUUUCAAUAAAAUCUUAUGAGAAAUUUAUGCAAUUACUAAAAUAAUUAGAAGUAAACGAUUUGUCGGUUAGUUUUUUUUUUCAAAUUUAUUCAUAACUAUUGUAUUUCUUUCAUUCUGAGUGCGUGUUAUAUAUAGUUUUGAAGACUUUUUUGUCAAGAUCUUCAAUUUGCAAAGUGUUUUCGUCCAUAAUUCAUAGUUUAUUCAGAAUCUUUGUUUUUCGAUAGUCUUACCGCAUAUUGAGCGCGGAUCCGCGUUCCGGCUAAGACGUACAGGGUGUUCAAAUUUAUACCACGCACUUUACUUGUUUAUUUACUUUAUUGAGUUGUCCAGAAAAUAUUUUGAGAUAUCUUGCAUUGAACCUAACAAUAUUUUAUUAAUUUAAUUUCAAGGUUAUAAAAUAAUGGUGGUGUACCUAGAUGUUGAUAAGUAUCUCAACAAAGGAGAUUAUUGCCUAUGUCUUCGUGAAGCUAUAUGGCCUUGGAAAGAGACUCAUUUUAUAAAAUUAAGUGCUUGUUUCAUAUGUAAAAAACGCACGAAUUCUAAAAUGCCUCGACAUUUAUGUCUUCGGACUGACAAAAAAAGUACUUUUAAAAUGAUAUUACACGCUAAACAUUUUUGGUGUCGAAACUGUAUGUUUGCCAUAUAUGAACAUUACACAAAUGACGAAUGUAACAUUUGUGCUGAUUUCUAAAUAACAAAAAUUUAAUUAAGUAUUACAAUGAGAAGGUUACUGUUAUUUGUUUAAAACUAAUAAAAAAAUUCACAUAUAAUUAGUUUUAUUCUUUGACAAAGCAAGACUAUACAAAAUGUUGUAGAGGUAAUUUAUUUACAUUUCGACUUCAUGUCUUACAUUAUAAUUUUACCUCCCAAUUUGCUGUUAUUUUAUUUAUUUCUAGAUGGAAUCAAAUGUGAGGAAUACUACACCACCUGAGUGGGAAGCAACUCAACCCAUUGUGGGUAUGGAAAUACAGAUUUCGCCCAACGGUUCUUUGUAUGCACGACCUGAUAAAACCGUAUAUAUGGAAAAAUCCCUAUCCGGAUCAUUACAUGUACUGAGAACGACAGCCAAUGUCGAAGAAUCCUCUGAACGACCUCGAAUCCGGAGGAGGUUAGAUUUAAAUUCUUCACCUGAUCUUGACGCUCCUGGGCCCUCAAAUGAGGUUGGCAGCCAAUUACUGAGAACAAAAGCCAAUGUCGAAGAAUCCUCUGAAGCACCUCGAAUUUGGAGGAGGGUAGAUUUAAAUUUUUCACCUGAUCCUGACGUUCCUGGGCCCUCAAAUGAGCCAGUGCGGAAUGUGGCAAGAGAGUCUUACGAGAUGCAGCAACUCAGAAUGUUAAAUUUUGAAGAUGAAAGCGAUUCUGUUUCACCUAUACCCUCUCAUGAGGUCGUAAAUACAUAUCUGACGUCUGAACUAGCUGAGGCUUUGGCAGUCGAUUCAGGAAGUGAAGAUGACGAAGAAGACGAUCUUGAUGAAAAUGAUUUACGCAGGAUUUUGGAAAUAGAAGAAGAAGGGGAAGAAAUAGAAGAAAGAGGGGAAGAGGAAGUUAUGUUAAAUUAUGAUUUCACGUGGUCUCAAAAUUUCGAAGAAUUUACUGGUACAGAAGAGAGAUUUGAAGUACAGCCAGGACCCACAGUGCAGGAAGAUACUCCAAUUAAAAUAUUUAAAUCCAUCUGGGAUAGGUCUGUAAUGGAAAAAAUUGUCAAAGAAACUAACUACUACGCAUGGCAAAAAAUUGCUGCUGCCGCCGAAGUCGAGGAUGGUAUUAAACCUAAAUCCCGUCUCUAUCAGUGGGAAGACACAACAGUAGCGGAGUUAUACAAAUUUUUCGGAAUUAUGAUUUAUAUGGGAAUAUGCUACAGAAGCAGAAUUGACGAGUACUGGACUACAGGCAUACUAGGCAUGCCAGAAUUUAGAAAGCUAAUGAGCAAAAACAGGUUCCUCUUACUGUUACGGUUUUUACAUUUUGUUGACAACGAUGAACUCGGUCCUAAUAUUCGCGGGUAUGAGCGAAAGGUAUCUAAAGUUGUUAAUAUUGUGGAACACUGCAACAAAAAAUUUGGAGAAAUAUAUAUCCCACACAGAGCCAUAAGUAUUGACGAGUCGCUGCUGCUGUGGAAGGGACGCCUGAGUUGGAUUCAGUGCAUUCGUUCUAAGGCAGCACGAUUCGGUAUUAAAACUUAUGAGCUCUGUGAGGCGGAAACCGGAUAUCUGAUAACAGUCGAAGCUGUAAUGGACAUGUCCCAGACUACAUACCAGUUGACACAACAAACCGGACUAAUAAACGUCAAAAUCGCCAGAAACGAGGACGUUGUGUGCAAUGCCUAG
Messenger RNA from Pararge aegeria (speckled wood butterfly), 2639 nucleotides. RefSeq names its product piggyBac transposable element-derived protein 4-like. NCBI's taxonomy places the organism in Eukaryota, Metazoa, Arthropoda, Insecta, Lepidoptera, Nymphalidae. The transcript has 5 exons. The record is from RefSeq and is a predicted model, not a curated record. Bases 1209 to 2639 code for a protein of 476 amino acids.